Molecule: messenger RNA, 2273 nt
Organism: Pararge aegeria (speckled wood butterfly)
Lineage: Eukaryota; Metazoa; Arthropoda; Insecta; Lepidoptera; Nymphalidae
Gene: Trap1
Product: heat shock protein 75 kDa, mitochondrial
Exons: 13
Coding region: 157-2223 (688 amino acids)
Biological process (GO): protein folding
Cellular component (GO): mitochondrial inner membrane
Molecular function (GO): ATP binding; ATP-dependent protein folding chaperone; ATP hydrolysis activity
Source: RefSeq, a predicted model, not a curated record
AUCUGUGGUGACUUAUAUCAACUGUCAAAAAAAAACUUAUCUGAGAGUGCUUGUGAAAAUAAAAUUAUCUUUAACAUCAAGUAACUGUGGUUAAAUAUCUGAUUUAAAUGCAAAAUUAUUAGAUUCAAGUACAAAAGAUAUAUUAUAAAAGUUAUUAUGUCAGCACUUAGAGCUAGGCUGGGGUCGUCGGUUUUUCUUUCUAGGUUACUUUAUCAUUCAAUAAAUAAAUCUAAACCAAUAAAAUGUUUAACUAUUGCAGCAAAUGGAUACAGUGGGAAACCUUUAGUAACUUCAAAGUACAGUACAGUGUCCCAUCAACAGCCGGCAGAAACAACAAAAGGAAACACUGAGCGAAAAGAGUUUCAAGCAGAAACAAGAAUGCUCCUCGACAUUGUUGCUAGAUCUUUGUAUUCAGAUAAGGAGGUAUUUAUCAGAGAGCUUAUAUCAAAUGCAAGUGAUGCUUUAGAGAAGUUUCGUUAUUUAAGUGUAAGUGCUACACCAGAAUCACAAAAACUGGAGAACAUGGACAGAGCCCUGGAAAUAAAAUUAACAACUGAUAAACAAAAUAGGACACUCACCUUUGAGGAUUCAGGCAUAGGUAUGACUAAAGAAGAAUUGGUUUCAAACUUGGGCACAAUUGCUAGAUCAGGUUCAAAAUCAUUCAUAGAAGAAAUAAAGAAGCAGGGAGCUGAACAGGCUAGUUCUAUCAUUGGGCAAUUUGGAGUUGGUUUUUAUUCAGCAUUCAUGGUAGCGGAUAAAAUAGAAGUGUUCACAAGAAGCAGUGUAGCUGGUUCCCCUGGAUAUAAAUGGAGCUCUGAUGGGUCUGGGACUUAUGAAAUUCAAGAAGUUGAUGGAGUACCAAUUGGUACAAAAAUCGUUGUGUAUUUGAAGACAGACUGUAGAGAGUUUUCAGAUGAUGCUACAGUUAAAAAUAUAAUAAUGAAAUAUAGCAAUUUCAUUGGCAGUCCCAUACUAUUAAAUAGUGAACAAAUAAACUCAAUUAAGCCAUUGUGGUUAAUGGAGUCAAAGGAGGUCACCCAAGAGCAACAUAUAGAGUUCUACAGGUUUAUAAGCAAUUCCUAUGACAAACCACGUUUCACCCUCCAUUACAAAACAGACGCACCAUUGAGUAUCAGAUCCAUUCUGUAUGUGCCUGAAGGGAAGCCGGGGCUGUUUGAAUUAUCAAGAGAUUCAGAUGUUGGCGUUGCGUUGUAUUCCAGGAAAAUUCUCAUCAAGAGCAAAGCUGAAAAUAUCUUGCCCAAGUGGUUGAGAUUUGUUAAAGGUGUUGUUGAUUCUGAAGACAUUCCACUUAAUCUUAGCAGGGAAUUACUACAAAAUAGUGCAUUGAUUGCAAAAUUACGUACUGUAUUGACUAACCGGUUCCUAAAGUUUAUGGUUGAUACGGCAAACAAAGAUCCGGUUGGAUAUGAUGCAUUCUACAAGGAAUAUUCUUUGUUCUUUAAAGAAGGAAUUGUUACCAAUCAAAAUUCCCUAGAAAAGGAAGAAAUCGGUAAACUGUUACGUUUCGAAUCUUCAAAGUUAGAGAACGGCGUUAAAACUUCUUUAGCCGAUUACAAUGCACGACAGACUAACGAUCAAAAAAAUAUAUAUUAUUUGGCAGCUCCUAGUCGAGAGUUAGCACAGUCAUCACCUUACUAUGAAUCUCUGAAGAAACGCGACGUUGAAGUCUUGUUUUGUUAUGAAAUGUACGACGAGCUGGUCUUAUUGGAAUUGAAGGAGUUUGGAGGCAGGUCCCUGGUAUCGGUUGAGAAUGAUAUGCAAAAAGAUCCUACGGAUUCCAGCGAAUCUAUUAUUGGAAGCGACGAUUUGCAACAAGGACAAGUAAAUGAAUUGGUUUCAUUCCUAAAAUCCAAUUUGUCGGGCAAAGUGUUCGAAGUAAGAACUACGCAGAAGUUAGAUUCACAUCCCUGUGUGAUAAUCGUUCCGGAAAUGGCUGCUGCCCGCCACUUUAUUAGAACUCAAGCACAGAGCCUUAGUGACGAAAAUAGAUUUGCUUUGUUGCGACCCCAAUUGGAGAUAAACCCAAAGCACCCCAUUAUCAAAAAACUACAUAAACUAACAAGCAGUGAUAAAGAACUAGCAAACAUGGUGGCACAACAGUUGUUUUCCAACGCGAUGGUAACCGCUGGCUUGCUAAUGGAUGCCAGAAAUUUAAUAACGAAUAUAAAUGAUCUAUUGGUGAAAGCCUUGGAAAAACAUUAAAAUAUCUAGUCGAAAAAAAUUAAAACUAAUUAAACAAUAUUAUAUUUCUU